Molecule: messenger RNA, 3570 nt
Organism: Cheilinus undulatus (humphead wrasse)
Lineage: Eukaryota; Metazoa; Chordata; Actinopteri; Labriformes; Labridae
Gene: cxxc1a
Product: CXXC finger protein 1a
Exons: 14
Coding region: 150-2003 (617 amino acids)
Biological process (GO): positive regulation of DNA-templated transcription
Cellular component (GO): Set1C/COMPASS complex
Molecular function (GO): DNA binding; zinc ion binding
Source: RefSeq, a predicted model, not a curated record
AGGAGGAGGAGAAACAAAGAGGGCUGAGGAGAUUUGUGCAAAAAUGGAAAAGGAGUGAAAACGAAACGGAAAAAUGAUGAGGAUUUAACCGACGGAGGGGCCGUUUCUUCUUCUUCUUCUUCUUUACCCGUCAGAGAGUCGGAGCCAUCAUGUCUGAGGAGGCUGCAGGAGCAGAGGGAGGCUCGCAGGAGGAGGAGCAGGCAGGAGGAGGAGGAGCUGGAGGAGAAGCAGGUGAACAGGGAAAACGAAGAGGAGGGGUCCCCUUGGAAACCCCAAACGCCCCUGUGUACUGCAUCUGCAGGAGACCGGACAUCAACUGCUUCAUGAUAGGGUGCGACAGCUGCACCGAGUGGUUCCAUGGAGACUGUAUCGGGGUGUCAGAGCGAGCAGCCAAGUCCAUCAGAGUGUGGUACUGCCCGUCCUGCAGAGACUCAGAUCCAUCUCUGGAGAUUAAAUAUCGUCUGAAGAAGUUGAAGGAGAAGGAGGAUAAAGAGUCGGAGACAGAGAGGGAGGACAAACAUGACGGGGACGGAAGCUCCACCCCCCAGCCAAAGACUGACAGGAGGCGGGGCUCUCAGAUAAAGCGUUCAGCGCGGAUGUGUGGCGAGUGUGACGCCUGUCUGAGGACGGAGGACUGCGCUCAGUGCGACUUCUGCAAAGACAUGAAGAAGUUUGGAGGGCCGAAUAAAAUCAGACAGAAGUGUCGACUCAGACAGUGCGAGGUCCGAGCACGGAAGAUGCUCCGUGUCAAAGACGAGGAGAUUGCUCGCAGCAGCAGCAGGGGGCGUGUCCUUUCCAGGAGGGGGGCGGGGCAUCACACAGAGGAGGAAGAGGACGAUGAAGAGGAAGAAGGAGCGUUCAGUGAGAGCGAGCUGGAGCUGUACGAGCAGUACAAAGCUGCCGGAUACAGCGACCUGGUGUGGCACAGCGAGGAGGAAGACACUCAGUCGGAUUCUCUGAGGAAAAAGGCGGUCAAAGUGAAACACGUCAAGAGGCGAGAGAAGAAGCCGGAAAAGAAGAAGUCCGUCUCUGUUCCCAAAGAGGAGGCGAAGCCCCGCCGCCACAAAGCCAAGCAGCGUCACAGAGAGCGUGUGCGGCACAGCGAGCGUGGAGGCGACGGUGGAGUGAAGGACGUGAGCGGAGCCAUGAGGCAGUGUCUGGGACCAGGAUGUGUCCAGCCGGCGAGGUCCAGCUCCAAAUACUGCUCCGAGGACUGCGGCAUGAAGCUCGCCGCCAAUCGUAUCUACGAGAUCCUCCCUCAGAGGAUCCAGCAGUGGCAGCAGAGUCCGUGCGUUGCUGAGGAGAUGGGGCGGAGACAGCUGGAGCGAAUCAGGAAGGAGCAGCAGGCGGCGAGACUCCGCCUCACGCAGAUGGAGAAACGAUUCCACGAGCUGGAAGGAAUCAUCGCCAACGCCAAACUGCAGCAGGUCCAGCAAGACGAGGAGGUGACUGAAGGUGACGGCGACGACACGGACCUUCAGAUCUUCUGUGUCUCCUGCAGUCAUCCUGUUAACCCAAAGGUGGCGCUGAGACACAUGGAGAGAUGCUAUGCUAAGUAUGAGAGUCAGACGUCGUUUGGCUCAAUGUACCCGACACGGAUAGAGGGGGCGACCCGCCUCUUCUGUGACGUGUACAACCCUCAGAGUAAGACGUACUGUAAGCGUCUGCAGGUCCUGUGUCCUGAACACUCCAGAGACCCAAAGGUCCCAGCAGACGAGGUGUGCGGCUGUCCUCUGGUCAAAGACGUGUUUGAGCCGACCGGAGAGUUCUGCCGCGUCUCUAAGAGGAAGUGUAACAAACAUUACUGCUGGGAGAAGCUCCGCCGCGCCGAGGUCGACCUGGAGAGAGUCCGAGUGUGGUACAAGCUGGACGAGUUGUUCGAGCAGGAGAGGAAUCUGAGGACAGCGAUGACGAACCGAGCCGGGUUAUUGGCUCUGAUGCUGCACCAGACCAUCCAACACGACCCAAUCACAACCGACCUGCGCUCCGCCAAAGACAGGUAGACGGACAGGUGGAGGCUUAGCGACAUGUUUGGAGGUGUAUAAAGUUUCUGGAUGGAUUUAAAGAGUAACUAAACCCAGACUUCAGCUGAGGUUCAUCUACACUGGAUUACAAAAAAAAAAAAAAAAAGACUUUACAAGGUCAUUGAGGGAGGGCGAUAAGACACGCCCACUCCCCCCUUCCUAGUGUCCCUUAUCAGCCACAACAUCAUUCAGUCUAUGCUGCAGGAUAUAUGGUCAUGGAGAGGACACUAUUUCACAUGUAAUCAAGAAAAACAGUUCUAAACAACAGCACUACAUUACCCAUAAUCCUAGAGUGUCACAGGGACAUCUCUGAUUGGCUGAGCUGUGAAUUUCAGCUGUGGGCUGCUACUAGUGAAGUUAACAGUCAGGGAAAAUGGGCGGUAACUGAUGAGCUUUGUGGGGACGACAGAUGGCGCCACUUACAGAUGGAAAUUUUCCAAAAACAUUGAUCGCCGUGGACCGUUUCAUCCUGUAGAGGGCAGUCACUACACUCUCUUUCUUAAAACAAAAUAAAGAAUUUAAAUACUUCUUACUCAGAUGUCACAGUUUGGAGCCUAACUGAUGAAGAAGACUACUUAAUCUUCAUCUACUUCAUAUAAAGUGGUCUUAGGGUUUAGUUACUCUUUAAGGUUUGUUUUAUAUCAAAUGUCUGAAUAUUUUUGUCUGAGAUUUUAAACCAACAGAAUGCAUUGUGGGAAACUGAGGCAGCUCACAUUAACAUGUUAUAUUCACCAAGGAAGCACUGAUGGACCCCUCAGUACAUUUACAUGCUGGACUUUUAAAUAACAGGUAAACACGUCAGUUUGGCUGAAAUCAGGCUAAAGUUAAUUUCUUAAAGUUUAACUAACCCGGCUGGAUUAUCUGGGAGGAAAUUGAUUCUCUUGAUCUCAAUCUCUAGAUCAGUUCAGGACCUCAGUCAGACCAAAACUGGACUGUUCAUUCUGUGCACGCUCCAGGCUCCUGCAGGCUAGCAUGCAUUGCUUUUGCACCAACAGUAGAGUGCAUAUGAAAUACACAGAACUGUGAAGUUGUUUCUAUUUUUAUCGUCAGAAAUCCCACUUGUUAGCACUUUCAGACAUGUUCCAUCAUAAACAGAUUCUCUUUUGGUGCUUUUAUACUGGGACAAGGACAGACAUCCAGCUAAAUACCCUGAUGGACCUCAGCUUAACUGUGCAUGUAAACGUACCGAGUGUUGGAAAAACACGUCAUUAAAUAUGAGACACGGAUGACCAAUGAUGAUGACAUAUUUCCUCGUUAUUAUUCAGAAAGGAUUAGAAACUGGUAUAAGAGGAGUGAUACUCAACAUGCAGCCAGAUAACCUUAAAUAAAGGUAACUUUGACCUCAGAAUUACAAGUCACAUUAAUCAGUUUGUUUCCCACAGUCAUAAAGCUGGCUUUAAUUGUCAGCUUUUACAUUUGUCUGUAUGUUUCCAUUGCCCUUAUUUGCAAGUUUUUUGCCAAUUUUAAUCCAUUUUUACUGCUUUAAGCCCACUUUUGUUACUUCUUUUUGCCCAGUUUUUGACUCUUUUAUCCUGCUUUUUACUAU